AUGAAGCGCUUCAUUGGUCACUUGGGGCAGCUCCAGUGGAGGUCCACAAUGUGGAGGAGAAAUCGCUUGACCACGGCCUACUGGGCGAUGCCGCGAAGCUUUCAAGCGUUGGGACUCUGCCCAAAAGUUCAGAACAGCCUGUUGCUGGCAGAAGAUCCCAAGCCCGUCAAGAAUUCAACACAGGAGGACAAAGAGACCUCCGACACAUCAGGUGAAGCGCCACAAAAUGACAAAGGAAAAAAGCCGGAGGAACCCGAGAAGCCAAAGCCAGACCAUUACUCUGUGGUUGUAACUCCAGAGAUUUUCUUGGACGUUUCCACGUUGCCGCUGCGGAUGCUCGUACAUCGCACGGCCAUUUGGUUUAUGAAUUUCAUGUUUCCUUCUCUGGAGUUGAAGUGGAGCAACUUUUCGCUUGGAGCCGAACAGGCGGUAAGGGCAGUCUACGGGCACCUGGCGUCCCAGGAUUUGGAGCAGUUGCGAGGAUUAGUGACCAACUCCUUGCUGCAGGAGCUGCGCAAAGAAGGUUCACUGCACGACGGGAAGGACGAGAACUGGUCUGAACCACCCAGGUGCCGCAGCGUUGGACCGGACCAAUGUGGUCCCAAAGGCAUGAGAUCAUGA
Cladocopium goreaui is the source of this 621-nucleotide messenger RNA. The record is from the annotation of a GenBank genome assembly. NCBI's taxonomy places the organism in Eukaryota, Dinophyceae, Suessiales, Symbiodiniaceae.